AGACUAUCCUGACUAUGAUAGGGAAGAUGGAAUAUUCAAAAUUACUACAGAUGGCAGAAUGGCAGAAAUAAUGCAACAAAUGAAAUCAACUCUGAGCUAAAUCUUGAUUCACUCUACUUUAAAUGUAUUGAGGAUAAUGCUGCUUCUGAGAUCUGGAAUACAGAACAACAAUCAAAUUUCCCAACCAGUGUCAAAUGUCUAAUGAAAUCACAUUUCUUUGGCUGAUGUUUAUCUGUCCCCCACUAUUUGCAAAGAAUCUGAACAUGAUCAACAUACAACGAAAGAAGACCAGUCACAUAAUGUUGUAUACCAAAAUGAAGAGGGUAAAUGGGUGACAGAUCUUGCAUAUUAUACCUCAUUUGAUAAAGAACAAAAAUCCAAUGUUUCAGACAUAAGUGGAGACUUUAUAACUGGAGCUGAAGCAAUAGCUAUGAUUGCCCAAGAUCAGGAAGUAUUUGAAAGGGAACACAGAUGUAUACAGGAAGAGAAAAUGGACCUGCAAAAUACAUCUGGAUUAGAAGAUGCAUCUUGGAAAUCAGUUAAUAACCAUAAUAUAUUAAGAGAGUCUCAAAAUGACUUUAAUAGAGAUGCAAGUUAUUUACGACUUUCUCUGGGAGAAUUCUUUGGUCAGAAAUCUGAGGCUCUUGGUUGUCUUGGUGGAAGUGGUGAUGUGAACGGCCAUCUUUUGGUUAUCAUAUCACUUCUCCAAAGAAGAGACAGCCCAUAGCUUUGUUGAGGCAAUCUGAUAUAUAUAUAACAAACUCUGAUGAACAGGAUUUGAAUAUUUCUAGUAAUUGUCAAGGAGAUGUAAAAGAAAGCAUUAAAAAGGAAGUUGCAUUUGCUACUUCUGCUGUUGGUGAAUCAGAUAUGCAGUCCAGAGAAAAUAGAACUAAUCAACCUAGACACAGAGAACCUGAAAGAAAGCACCUUCAACUUGAGCCCUCUGUCCUGAGUGUGAGCACAAUUGCAUCUGCAAUUGCAAAUGCUUCUGUUAGCGCUGAACCAUCACAGUUAGCUGCUUUGAUGAUGGCACUUUCAAAUAAAAAUAAAGAAGGAAUAAAUGUUCCAAAAGGUGACAAGCUCUCAGACUUCUCAGUUGUCAAUCAGUUAUUAUCAAGCAAUAUAGAAAAUAGUACAUUUGAUAUAGAAAAAUAUCUCAGAAGAGCUGAAGAAGUUGAAAGCAACAAUGAACAAGAAAACUUGAUUAAACAUGAAGAAACCACCAUAGCUAAGCACAAAGUUUUGUCCCUGCAUGAAUCCAAAACUUCUUUUUCGGGAGAUUCAUCUAAAGACAAUUUCAAUACCAACCAUGGAAAAGAGAAUCAGCAUCUGGAAAAAAUAUAUGAGGGAAACUGUGUUGGAGGAUUGCACUGUAGCAUUUCUUCUGAGCAGAAAGCAGAAAUGGAAUAUGUUCAGACGUCAUCGAAUACAGGGGAAUAUUUUCCAUCAAAAGAGCAGACUUCAUUACAAAAUUCAAAAGAAGAGCCAUCCAAAAAUGCUGGAAUAUCUUCAGAGACUGAGUUACUAUCAAUCCCAAGUGAAGCUGUUGGAAGAACUGAACCAAAGCUUAUGACAUCAACACCUGGUGUACAAAUUUCAGAUGAACAGUAUAGCUUCAGACCUUCAACUUCCCCACUGACUCAUUCAUCACCAAGUGAAUCUUCAGGAACCACUUUUACAGGGUCUGUCUUUCCUUCUACACCACCCAACUUUAAGGAAUCAAUUUGCAAUGACAAUACAUUACGACAGUCAGUAUACUCUGAUCCUAGCUUAGAACAUUUGACUUUUGUUUCUGCCACUGAAAACAUUUGUAAAAGUCCAGCUCUAUCUAGUCCAACAAGAUACAAAAGUAAUCGUACCAGUGAGUUGAGUACCACAAUAGUUUGGAAUAGUCCAGGUUCAUUAAUGGAGACUCAAACAGGAAAAAACAUUGCUUUGCAAAGUAACAAAUCUCUAUCAUUGAAUGAAAAUGCAAGAGCUAAGAGACUAGUUAUAAAUGAAAAUGUAGAUCAUAACAAUCAAUGUGAUAAGAAAAAAUCAACUGGAGAACUUCCAACAACAAGCAAAGAUCAAACUACACAGAACUGUAAAAAAAACAAUGAACUGGAUCAAGGUGAUAUGCCUGCAGUACAGCAGUGCUACACAAAUGCUGUUCAUGGACCAGGCUUACAGUCUCCAAAAAAACUGUCUGCUUAUAAUGAUUUAGGCAACUGUAUUUCAUUAAAUCAAAAUAGAGAGCUUUUCAAAUCCCAGAAUGCAGCUUCAAAGCUUUCGUCAAUGUCUUCUGGACUUCCAGCACUAUUAACAGGAUGUUCUCUUAAAUCAACUCCAUUUGCCCAGCAAUAUUUGGGAAGCUUGCCAUCUCACGGAAAUGUUGUUUUGCCUCGGUACUGUCCACCAGUUCUUAGUGUUCCAGCGGGUCUAAUUUAUUCUACGAUUCCUGUUGGUCACAUUCAAAGUUCAGUAUCUUCUGGAAUAGGAGUAGGUUCUGGAAUGACAGGAACAAGUCAGCAUUGCAACCUUAUAUCCAACCAAAAUAUCUUUAGUGGUACCUUGCAUACUGGGCAAGCACCUGAUGCUGUGGGACUUAGGCAGAGGGAAGAAUCAAUGUCAUUUGGGUUUGAACGUGUCAAGGUCCCAGAAGAAGUAAAAUUCCCUAAUUCUUGUUGUGUGGGUCUGACAUCCCAUGCUGUCCUUAGCAUUUUUAAUCCAUCUGAACGAUGGCUACAAGUCAAUAUUUGCCUCCUUAGUAUUAUGCUUGAUGGUGAAAAGGUGGACCCUUUGAAACACAGAUGCCUGCUAUUUAAGAGCAAAGCACUCAUAGGACCUUGUGCUACAGAAGAACUAAAAAUGCUCUUUUUACCCUGUCAAGCUGGAGUAUUCCAGUGUGUACUUAAUAUUGCCUCUUGGCCAUUUUCUGCAGAUCCAGAUAUCGUUGUUCAGGCAGAGGCUUUAGGAUCUAGGGUAGUUGUGAAUGCAGUUGCUGAAAAUCCCGAUAUAGAGGUGGAAGCAGGAAGAACAAAUUCUCUUGAUUUUGGUGAUUUGCCAUAUGGCAGCUGGAAAGCGCUCCCAUUGAAAUUAACUAAUAAAACUUGUGCUAGAAUGCCAAUCAGGCUUGUUAUUCAUGCAAAUGCUGUAGCAUGGCGUUGUUUCACAUUUUCCAAGGAACCAGUAAAUUCAUCUCUUAAAAGUGCAGUUCCCUCUUAUAACAUUUCUCAACUAGCAGCUCCAUCUGUUAUAUCUCAUGUAAUGAAUGCAAGCUGUGAUACACAAGAUCCUGAUGUUUUAAUAAUAUGGGUCCUAUUUCAUGCACCAAGCAAGUGCACAUAUUCAGAUUCUUUGGGACCAGCUGAUGAGUACUUUGCAAGAAUUGAUGUGGAAAUUGAUUGUCCGGAGCCUGGUAAUGUUUUAAAAAGUAUACCUUUGAGUGCAAGGUCUGGAACCCCUAGGAUAUAUGCUCCUAAAGGCCUACAGACAUUAUAUAUGUGUGCAAAAAUAGGAUCAUCAACAAAACAGCAGUUGCCAUUAAAGAAUGCUGGGAAUAUAAAAGUUAAUUUGAAGAUUGUGACAGUUGAGCCAGAUAACUGUAUAUCUAUCAAUCCUGAGGAUCUGAUUCUUAUACCUGAAGAAGAACAAGAAGUAACUGUUGAAUUUUCUCCAAAGAACUGUAAAAAUUCAGAUAGUGUUGUGAAAAUAAUGGUUUUGCCAUCCGGGCCAGAAUAUAAAGUAACAGUGAAAGGUGAUGUGUCAGUGGAAGAGAACAAACCAUUGGUACAAAAAUGCUCCAAUUCAGAAGUUCCUCCGAUUCUUGCCAAUAAACAACUUUUGAUAUGGGGAGGUGUGCAGGUUGGCAGAACAGUGCAACAGAAACUAAUUCUGAGAAAUGAUUCUUCAUCAACUUCUCAGCAGUUAAGAUUGCUAAUAAGAGGUCAGGAUCAAGACUGCUUCCAGUUGAAAGUUGGAGAAUAUGUGUACAAUAACUGCGAAAUCAAGAUCCGCCCAAAGCACGAUUAUAAUAUCUGUCUAACAUUUACACCGUAUCGUUUAACUUGCAUGUUUGCAAAGCUGGAAAUGAAACAGCUUGGUGUUCUAUCUCAGCUAGGAAUCAAAUUCACUAUACCAUUGUAUGGUUAUGGAGGAAAAAGCAACGUGAGAUUAGAAGAUGUUAAAAAACAUGCUAAUAGAUAUAUAUUAGGAUUGCCUGAUUUAGCACCUGGUAAAACAAGUCAUACCACUUUCUCUGUACAAAAUACGGGCUCCCGGGCUGCCUAUGUAAAAGCAUUGUGUUUUAAAAACAUUUAUGAAAAAAAUAUCAUGGAUCCAAAUACAAUGAAAAUCCAUCCAGAAAAGUUCAUCCUUAAGGAAGGUUCGAAGCAGAGAAUUGCAAUUACAUAUAUUUCCUCUGAAGAAAUCAAGAAAUCAUCAGUGUUGUCUACAAUUUGCUUGUUUUAUGGUGAUGAAAUUUUGAGACAACGAUGUUGCAGAACAAUACAACAUAAACCAGAACAAUGGCAGAAAAUACUUUCUCCUGAUAAUCCAGUAGUAAAUAUUAAAUUUGAUGAAGAAUUUCUCGGAGAAGAGCUGGUGGAAGAAGUCUAUGACCUUCCACAACAGCUAAAUGAUCUCCAGUAUUUUUUGACAAACAUGCGAAAGAUUACACUCUCUGUUGUUAAUGAUUCUGUUAGCACCGUAUCUGAUACUAGGCCAUCUUCAGUACAUCAAGUGGCUUUGGAGAGACUUGGUAUUCCUGAGAAAUCUGCUAUGACUCUGGAUAUACUACCCGUUAAAGGACCUAAUGGCUGUGCCCUAUCUUCAAAAAAUGAUGUCCUAAAUGAAAAUACCCUUGUUUCUCAUGAAACCUGGACUCUUCAACCAGAAUUCCUGAUUCUCACAGCUCCUUUUCAAAGUGGUGCAACAGUUACUAAAUAUACACAAAUGACCAAUACCUCAAACCGACCAUUGAAAUUUGAACUAUCAUGGCCUGCUCAUUGUCUUACAGUAACUCCUCAACACGGAACUAUUGAGCCAGGGAGCAAUGUUUCAAUUCAUGUGAGCCCAAAUCCAUCACUCGCAGAUAAUAAAUCAAUAUUUCCAUGGAAUGGCGUUAUAUACAUACUUUGUGAUGGUGGACAAAAACUUGUUAAGGUUCAAAUUCGGGAAAAUAUCACUGAGAAGUCAUCUGAAAAGAGCUCACUAACUGCUAAAAUGAAUGCUCAGCCACAGUCUGAACUAGCUGUUACUCACAUACAACCAUGCCAGAAAAAACAGUUGACCAAACUCGAAGUAAAAAACCGGACCAUAAUUUUUCCUGAGACAAAAUCUGGUGAACACUCAGAAAAAUACCUAGAGAUUGAAAAUAAUGGAGAUGAAAAUUUGAAGUGGUUUUUGACUUCUUUUGCACCACCAUAUGUCAAGGAUGUUGAUGAAAGUGGAGAUGUUUACAGAGCUACAUAUGCUGCUUUCCAGUGUUCCUAUCUUUCAGGUACUCUUGAAGUUUGUGGAAAAGAAAAAAUUAUAGUGUCGUUUCUACCUAGAGACAAAGGACAUUAUUCUCAGUUUUGGGAUCUUGAGUGUCACCCAUUGCACGAGCCUCAUUUGACAGACAAAUAUAGACUUCAGUUUUGUGGAAUGAGUAUCCUAAGCAGUAAACAGUUAAAAAAUGAAGUAUCUGCAUCAUCAUUUGUAAAAAUCAAUAUUCGAGAUGUAUCACAAAGAAGAGAAUACCUCAGUAUAUUUGAUCACAACAUAUGGAAAGGGGUAUAUGCCCAAGAAGAUGUCUAUACAUUUCCUCCAACUAAAGUUGGCGAAUCAAGUACAUUGAAAAUCAGCAUGAAGAAUUAUUCUAUGUCUUCCUGCCAGCUCAACUUUAGAAGUCCUGGAGAGCCUUUUUAUAUCAAGCAUUCCCAUUAUAAUUUGAGAUGUCACCACUACUGCAAUUUACCAGUCCAAUUCAAACCAAGAUCCCCAGGCAUUUUCAAAUGCUUAUUGGUGGUUGAGACAGAUAAAAGUGGAACUCUUACUAUUCAACUAAUUGGUGAGGGUUUGGCAGAAAAUAGUUAAAUAUGUUGUUAACCAUGCACACUUUGACUAAAUUAUUAAAUUUCCAUUUUUGUAUACAAAAUAAAUGUAUAGGUAACUCAAGUAUUUGUAAAUUUUAAUAAAGUAAAUUUAUUAAUGUAUGCUAUCAUGGAACCAGUGCACUUUUGCUGUUGAAAGCAGCAAUGUAAGUAACUUGUUUUGAUUAUGACUUCGUAAAUGACAAUGUAUCAGUUUAGUUUUUUUAAAAAAAUAAAAUUUUCUUUAUAUA
This is a messenger RNA of Thamnophis elegans (Western terrestrial garter snake), 6307 nucleotides long. RefSeq names its product centrosomal protein 192 (gene CEP192). NCBI's taxonomy places the organism in Eukaryota, Metazoa, Chordata, Lepidosauria, Squamata, Natricidae. Gene Ontology annotation, molecular function: protein kinase binding. The transcript has 37 exons. The record is from RefSeq and is a predicted model, not a curated record. Gene Ontology annotation, biological process: mitotic spindle assembly; centriole replication; centrosome-templated microtubule nucleation. The coding region runs from base 868 to 6060 and encodes 1730 amino acids. Gene Ontology annotation, cellular component: centriole; cytoplasm; pericentriolar material.